Patiria miniata (bat star) is the source of this 963-nucleotide messenger RNA. Its product is annotated as ADP-ribosylation factor 1. The record is from RefSeq and is a predicted model, not a curated record. Lineage: Eukaryota; Metazoa; Echinodermata; Asteroidea; Valvatida; Asterinidae. Gene Ontology annotation, molecular function: GTP binding; GTPase activity. The transcript has 5 exons. Gene Ontology annotation, cellular component: plasma membrane; cytoplasm. Gene Ontology annotation, biological process: vesicle-mediated transport; intracellular protein transport. Bases 267 to 812 code for a protein of 181 amino acids.
ACGUAAUGCGCCGUGUGAUGACUUUUCUGAUCCUCCACGUCGGCCAUUUUGUCGUGGGUUCACCGUUCGGAUGAAAUUUGUACGUGGGUAAAUCACAUUGGAUCACAUGAGAGCGGUUAGUUUUGGUUGUUGAACAUUGAGGAAACAAGCCACAGAUCAAGGUAGCCCACCAUUGAUUGUUUACGCUGAAUCACAGCACACAACCAACUGAUUGUACGUGUGUCACUGCUGUUGCCUAUACAUCAGUCACCUGUGUGUAAACAGACAUGGGAGCAUUUGCGAGUUUAUUUAAGGGCCUUUUCGGCAAGAAGGAGAUGAGGAUUCUCAUGGUGGGGCUGGACGCCGCCGGAAAGACGACAAUUUUGUACAAACUCAAGCUUGGAGAGAUUGUCACAACCAUUCCCACCAUUGGUUUCAACGUAGAGACAGUUGAAUACAAGAACAUCAGUUUCACAGUAUGGGACGUCGGUGGCCAAGACAAAAUCAGACCUCUCUGGCGACACUACUUCCAGAACACACAAGGGUUGAUAUUUGUAGUAGACAGCAACGACAGGGAAAGAGUGGGUGAAGCCAGAGAGGAACUCGUCAGGAUGGUGAACGAAGAUGAGCUGAGAGAUGCCCAUCUUCUGGUGUUUGCAAACAAACAGGAUCUUCCCAAUGCAAUGAAUGCGGCCGAGAUCACCGACAAACUGGGCCUGCACAGCCUUCGGGGCCGCCAGUGGUACAUCCAGGCCACAUGCGCAACGAGCGGCGAUGGUCUGUACGAAGGCCUAGACUGGCUGUCUGGCCAGUUGAAAAAUUUGAAAUCAUGAAAAGACAAAUUCAUACAUUGAAAAUGGGGAAUGAGUUCUUUGGGUCAUAUUUGUAGAAAACGGGAAAUCGUGAAGAGUGGAGUUACAUGUUUUAUCUGAUGGUAGGAAGAACCCUACUAAAAAUUAUGUCUGGAUUUUUUUUAAAGAUAAU